Messenger RNA from Mercurialis annua (annual mercury), 570 nucleotides. RefSeq lists its product as uncharacterized. The transcript is spliced from 2 exons. The coding region runs from base 133 to 570 and encodes 145 amino acids. NCBI's taxonomy places the organism in Eukaryota, Viridiplantae, Streptophyta, Magnoliopsida, Malpighiales, Euphorbiaceae. The record is from RefSeq and is a predicted model, not a curated record.
CGACCACGGAAGACCAAUCCUAGUCCAGCAGACCCACAACAACCAUCAAUUAGCACGAGACCUCUAAAAUUAACUUCGCUUGAGAAGCGAGUCAGACAAAAGGAGCUUUGAAAGGUUCGCGAAGGUUAUGGCAUGCUUACAAUUGAGGAAACAGGAAACAGAUAUGAAAGGGUAUCUUAUUGUUCUUUGGUCUUGAAUUGUUAUGUGUUGUUUUGUGUAGAAUUGUUAUGUUUUAUGUUUCUAUGGUUUGUUGAACAACUGCCUGGCCAGAAAAUGGCUAAAUUUUUGGGUAGUCCUCAACUCAGAAGUCGUCCCACAACAACAAGUGAAGCAGCUUCGACAAUAACAUCUCCUUCCUACGCAAUGCCAACUGUUUCAAGCUCAAGCCGAGGAGAAAUCAGAGGUACUGGCAGAGGUGCAAUCGGAGGAGCCAGCAUAGGUGCAAUUAAGGAGCCAACAAAUUUGCAAUUGGAGGAGCCAGCAGAGGUGCAAUCAGAGGAGCUAGCCGAGGGGGAAAGACAAGGGGAAUUAGCCGAGGCGUUGUCUUCAUUGCGUCGCAAGAAAGCAUAG